AAAAAAGUUUACUUUCGUUAAUUGAUAGAAAAACAAGUUUAUUACAAGUAUUGCUCGAAGUAUAUAAUGAUUAUGCUAUACGUUGGUUAUUAAAAAUUGACUGGAAUAGUAUAGAAACGAGGGAGUGGAGAAACGAUAUACUUGUGAAAUUCCUCAAUCAUCCAAAUUUAAUGCCAUCAAAGCAUAAACUGAAUGCCUUAUAUGAUGCAUUCACCAAGGCAAACGUUCUAGAGCCAGAGCAUAUAUUAAUUCUAGCUCGAGCAAUAUACUAA
Molecule: messenger RNA, 272 nt
Organism: Diversispora eburnea
Lineage: Eukaryota; Fungi; Glomeromycota; Glomeromycetes; Diversisporales; Diversisporaceae
Source: the annotation of a GenBank genome assembly